Molecule: messenger RNA, 1675 nt
Organism: Ornithorhynchus anatinus (platypus)
Lineage: Eukaryota; Metazoa; Chordata; Mammalia; Monotremata; Ornithorhynchidae
Exons: 5
Coding region: 271-1080 (269 amino acids)
Source: RefSeq, a predicted model, not a curated record
UUCCAAGCCUCCUGAAGGGUGCAGGCCCUGCCUACCGCUCCCCAAAGGCCAUUACCUUACAAACAGAGAAGUGAAGCUGCAGAUGACUUAGGCUUACAGAGAGGCCCGCCAGUGACAAAUACGUCUUGUGAUACUAGGGUCAGCAACAGGAUAACAAGUCAUCUCCUUGUUGGCCUGAGGGUGUUGAAAUGACACUGUCAGAGUUUUGCCAGAAGGACCGAUGAAGGCCAAGCCUUGAACUGCUGUCGUCCCUUGCUGCCCCAGGGAGACAUGGAGCUUCCUUCCAGCGGCUGGAGCUUCGCCUUCCUCCUUCUAUUUCUCGAAUUACCCACGGUGCUUCUCAUUGAGAGUUAUCAGAUUUCGCUCAAUGAAACAUUUGGUCAGUCUACCUGUCUGCCCUUUCCCUUCCGACUCAAGCCACCAGUUCCUGAUCCUCUGACUAUUAAAUGGACUUUCAAUGGGCAUGAAACACUUGGCUCCUUCACAGGCCGAAACUGCUCCAUCAGUGCUGAUGAGGGGAAUCUCAUCCACUGUGCAAACGAGUCGUUCAUUCAGGGUCCUCGCCACCAACACCGAGUGAAUUUGUCCCCUAAAAUCCCUUCUCUUCUCCUCCACAAUUUGACACUCAGUGACAGUGGAGUCUACAAUGUAACAAUUAGUGGAGUAAAUAACUUCGGAGUAAUCACACUGAUGGUGAUAGACUUUGCUUCCACCACAGAGAGUGCAACAUCCAAGCCAUCUGGAAAUACAGGAAACAAUGCCCUGUCUUUGGGUCUCAUUGUUGGGAUCUGCUGUAUUUUCAUCUUCUCCGUUCUCCUGCUAUUUCUGUUGGUCUCCCAAAGCCCCAUAGUUCGUGCAAAGCUAGCAUUGGAGACUAAGACAAUAAAGCAAAGAAAGGAACCAAGUCCCAUAGAACUCCGCCUAGAAAACCUUCCACCCGGACCUGAUGCAAUUUAUGACACAAUUAGAGAAGACCAGAUGAAAUACCUUCCCACUUCAGAUCAACUGACUUUGUAUUCAACAGUCCAGCUGCCAGUUGAAUACUCACAGCCACGGUCAAUACAGUUGUCCUCAAGAUGAGCAGGGCUUAGAAUUUCUUUGGCUAAAUCUGUAUGUCUCCAGUCUGUGGAAAUGUGUUUCUUGCCCAAAGCUGCACAGGAUGAAGACAGAUGCCUGGCAACAAACAGAGAAGAUGGCUGCAGAAGGGAUGUAUGGGUUAGUCUUAGUUUAACUCUCAACAGACCUUAAUCCAUUAACCUGCUCCACUAGACCUGUGUUAAUAUUCACCCGAACAGACUCUCCUCUAACUACUCAUAUGAAAAGUGUGUGUGUGUGUGUGUGUGAGAGAGAGAGAGAUGACUGUGUGCACAGAAAGCAGAGCAAUUGCUAUUUUCUUUCCAAACUUUAAAAGACCAUUCCAUUGAUACCCAGUGGGCAGUGAAUGAAGGGAAACUGUCCUUGGGGGAGUCAGGGGUGUGGGAGGGGAGAAACUGCUCCUCCCACAAAGAAAAGAGGAUAAAAAGUCUACUAGGCAGAGAACAAAUGUAGAUUGCAAACCCUUACAAACAACAGAUUAGAGCAAAGGAGAAGGGUGGUAUCAGCUGUCAUUCAUUCUUUCAUUCAAUUGUAUUUAUUGAGCGCUUUCUGUGUGCAGAGCACUCUACUAAGCGCUUGG